ACACUUGUAGCUGUUACAGUUGACAGCCUAUUUUAAAAUUAACUUAGAAAGAGAGCUUUAUUUAAGAUUAUUUAUGUUUCUCUUUCUCCAUCUCCAUUUUUGGCUCAAUUUCCCCCCUGGUUCUACUGCAUUUAUCUGCAUUGUUCUGCUUCUGCUUUCCUAUCUGGUUACAGAAGCAGAAGCAGAAAAGGCUUUGGUUUUUGUAGGAGAAAACUAACACAGGUUUUUUUUUUUUUUUUUGGGUGAAUCAACCAGACCAUUCCUGGGCUGGAGUGGUUUUCUGAAAUGGCUUGUUUUGUUGGGAGAAUGAUUAGUUCAAGAUCUGAACUAGGGAUGUUCUGUUUGUGUUGUUCGUGGGUCUCUGCAAUGUUGUGGGGUUCGAGUCAGUGACUGACAUUCCUGCUCUAACGCCUCUGUUUUGCGUGACCCAGAAGCAAAAUCGCAGGGAGAAGGGGAAAUAUUCCUGCUCGUUUGGCAAAACAGCGCCUUCAUAUUCAUGCAGAUCUAGUGGAUUUCUUUCAGAGAUUGCGGUUUCCACAAUUUUGUGAGCGCUCUAUUUUCCCUGUUCCGCUCUGUCUUUUUUUGUGUUCUGCUCUGUUUUCAAAGUAAAAAGGGCGUAAAUGGAUCGGCUUUCGACGACGGCUCUUCUACCGGAUGCGUUUCAAGGGACAAGAGAUGACAUUGCGAUGCAAAUGGGAUUGAUUUGGGGUCAGAUCAAAGCCCCGUUGAUAGUCCCUCUCCUGAGAAUCGCAGUUGUCCUGUGCCUGAUCAUGUCUCUAAUGCUCUUCGUCGAGAGGGUUUACAUGAGUAUUGUCAUCAUUCUGGUCAAGUUCUUCGGCAGAAAACCAGAAAAACGUUACAAAUGGGAGCCCAUAAAAGACGACGCAGAGCUCGGCAAUUCGUCCUAUCCCAUGGUCCUUGUCCAAAUCCCAAUGUACAACGAAAGAGAGGUUUAUCAGCUCUCCAUAGGAGCUGCAUGCGGCCUUUCAUGGCCGUCUGAUCGUAUCAUAAUCCAAAUUCUCGACGAUUCUACAGACUCAACUGUGAAGGAUUUGGUGGAGUUGGAGUGCCAGAGGUGGGCGAGCAAAGGGAUCAACAUUAAAUACGAGAUAAGAGGCAGCCGGAGCGGCUACAAAGCAGGGGCUCUGAAGGAAGGGUUGAAGCACAGCUACGUGAAGCAGUGCGACUUCGUCGCCAUCUUCGACGCCGAUUUCCAACCCGAACCCGAUUUCCUCUGGCGGACCAUCCCUUUUCUCCUCCACAAUCCUCGUCUCGCCCUCGUUCAGGCACGCUGGAAAUUCGUGAACUCGGACGAGUGCUUGAUGACAAGAAUGCAGGAGAUGUCCUUGGAUUACCAUUUCACCGUGGAACAAGAGGUGGGCUCCUCCACCUACGCCUUUUUCGGCUUCAACGGGACGGCGGGCGUAUGGAGAAUUGCAGCACUUAAUGAGGCUGGAGGAUGGAAGGACCGGACUACGGUGGAGGAUAUGGACCUGGCCGUCCGAGCCAGUCUCAAGGGCUGGAAAUUUUUGUACCUUGGUUCUCUCAUGGUGAAAAAUGAAUUGCCAAGCACGUUCAAGGCUUAUCGCUACCAGCAACAUCGGUGGUCUUGCGGUCCUGCUAACCUUUUCAGGAAAAUGGUAAUGGAGAUCAUAAGAAACAAGAGAGUGUCAUUGUGGAAGAAAGUCCAUGUGAUUUACAGCUUCUUCCUUGUUAGGAAAAUCAUAGCCCACAUUGUCACAUUUGUGUUUUACUGCGUGGUAUUGCCAGCCACUGUUUUGGUACCAGAAGUUGAGGUCCCAAAGUGGGGAUCUGUCUAUAUCCCUUCCAUCAUUACCCUCCUCAAUGCAGUUGGAACUCCAAGGUCACUACACUUGAUGGUUUUCUGGAUCCUUUUUGAGAACGUUAUGUCUCUGCAUCGAACCAAGGCUACUUUUAUUGGUCUGUUGGAGGCUGGUCGGGUGAACGAAUGGAUUGUGACCGAGAAGCUAGGUGAUGCUCUGAAGGCCAAAGCAGCAGCCCUCAAAGCGCCUAAGAAACCUCGAUUCAGGAUUGGAGAAAGGCUCCAUUUGUUAGAGCUCGGGGCUGGAGCUUACCUUUUCUUCUGUGGCUGUUACGAUGUUUUUUUCGGAAAGAACCACUACUUUCUAUACCUUUACGUUCAAGCCAUUGCCUUCUUCAUCGCCGGAUUUGGUUACAUGGGCACCUUUGUCCCAAACUCUUAGUCAAAAAUGCUGGGAAUUAAGUUGAUGGAGCUAUUUUCAAUAGCUGUUGCUGUAGGCAUUCACUGGUCCUCUCUCCUCAUUGAUCGGCAACAAAUACAAAUGCUGCAUAUUGAGUAGCAUUUCCUUGCAUUUUUUUUUCUUCAUUUUAGCUUGUAAAAUAUGGUUAUUCUUUGAGGCUGAGCAUAAAAAUCAAGUCGGCAUUGGCUUGAAAGAGUUAGUUUUGCUGUGAAUACUCAAGAAAGUUGAUCAAGUAUAAGCGAUUGUGUUAUGGGGAAAGCAUACAGAGAAGAUAUAAGUGGACCAAGUGAGGGCUACAUUUGGGUUUUAACCCCAAGUAGAUAGGUGAACAUUUCAGAGUGGAUUGUUUUUAGUUUGCAAGUACUUGUAAUUUUCUUCCCCAUCUUCUUUACUUUCUUUUUUCGAUUGCGGUUGCGUUGGUUUGAGAGAAAUAAACUGAUGAAAAUGGAGAGAUGUUACAGGGUUUCGUUGUCA
This is a messenger RNA of Malania oleifera, 2717 nucleotides long. Its product is annotated as glucomannan 4-beta-mannosyltransferase 9. The transcript is spliced from 9 exons. The record is from RefSeq and is a predicted model, not a curated record. Gene Ontology annotation, molecular function: mannan synthase activity. Lineage: Eukaryota; Viridiplantae; Streptophyta; Magnoliopsida; Santalales; Ximeniaceae. Gene Ontology annotation, cellular component: Golgi apparatus. The coding region runs from base 621 to 2225 and encodes 534 amino acids.